This is a messenger RNA of Linum trigynum, 3676 nucleotides long. The record is from the annotation of a GenBank genome assembly. NCBI's taxonomy places the organism in Eukaryota, Viridiplantae, Streptophyta, Magnoliopsida, Malpighiales, Linaceae.
GUUCAACGCUUAACCCAGAAUCGACUAAAUUGUUAGGGUUAUAACCAAACCGACUAACAAGCCUACUUACAAGCAUUCUUCCUUCACCAUGUAAUCAUUAAUUAGAAACAAAACAAAAAAAAUCUCCUUGUAUAUUGAUGGGCUAAGAUUAGGGAUGACAAUCAAACCCAUGGUUGUGGGUACCCAACCGCCCUUAACUCAGUCAACGCGAAGAAUCCUCGAUUGACUUGGUAUGAGGCGAGUAUGGGUAAAACCCUCAAAACAUUUGAUGGACGGGUACAGGGCGGGUAUGGUUUUAGCCUCCUCUGUCUCAUUCUCAUACACAUAUCCGCCCCAUCAAGAGUAUUCCUUCACAUAUAAAAAGUACAUUGAUCAAAUUGCAACAUAUAUAUCAAUGAUAGUGAGGGUAACUCAAGAAAAUAAAUAGUAGAAAUGCAAUUGAGUGGCCACCCAAGCUAAAAUCUAAUUCAUUUUCCUCAAUUCUCCCUUCACUCUUUCACUUUUCCCCUUGUUAAGAAGAUUAUUACUUAGUAGAAGCAUCAGAGUAAAAAAUUAUAAUUUGAAAAAUAUUGUACACUUUCUUGUUGAUUACUAGAUGUUUUAUGAUCAGAUGCUUUGAGUUGUAUUAAGAAUGACUGUAUCUUUGUUGACUUCAUGAUAUAGUAGGUCCGUUUAGUGUUAUAAUUGAAAACAUACAUGUAAAAUUUUAUAUAUAAUAAUGUUGGAUGUACGGGAGAGUAUUAGCCACAGAUAUCCGAAAAUCACGGAUAUGAGUUUGUGAAACCUUUUUCGUAUGGAGAUAGAACGGAUAUAAAUUUAAAUAUUUGAAAACGAGAAUGAAAUGAUUACUAGUUGAUAUCCAUUAAUCUACAACAUCAAAUUUUUAGCUUGGUCUCAUCCAAUCGAUCAAUCACCUUUUAACACUAAAACCAUAUCUUAGUCAAAAAAAACUUUUUUCUCUCAUUUAGCGAGAGUUUUUAGCAGCGGCGGUAACCCUAGGGUUUCCGAGUUCUGAUUGAAAGAGGAGGACGUAUCCGGAACCUAGAAGAAAACUCUGAGCAACGAAAGGUAUUUAGAGAGGUGAGAAGCUUAGUCUUGUGUCAAAACAAGUUGGUGCUGAAAUUCUGAGGAUCAACAUCGCGAAUACAAGAGCUGGAAUACAGAGCUGGAGUGGAACCCAAGUAAAAACUUAGGUUCUAAAGCAAAGAAGAAGAGGGAUGGAAUCCACCAAUGUCAAUCCAGAGCCAGGGAAGAGGAACGAUGUUGAAGUGGAUGGGACAAACCCUACAGCUGGUUUGGAAGAUCAGCUAAACCAAAUCACGUUGGAAGAGGAAGAUGAGGAGCCUCUAGAUGUUGAAGAUGUUGAUGUGGAUGUAGUUCGUAUGGAGGCUGUUCGUCAUCUGGGACUGGUGGGCAGACUGCUGUCAGAUAAGGAGCCCAACAUAAAGUCCAUGAAAUAUGCCCUAACCAAAGCGUGGGGUCUAAAAAAGAGCUAUCAAAUCACUGAGUUGGGAAACAACCUGUUUGCUUUUCAAUUCUUGGAGAUGGAUGAUCGUAACAAAGUGUGCUAUGGGGGUCCCUGGCACUAUGAAAACAACGCAUUGCUCUUCACUGCUAGUUGGUGGAUUAAGAAGCCAACACCUGCUGACCUGCACAAGAUGGAAAUCUGGAUUCAGGUAAAGGAGUUCCCAGCUGAACUAAGAACACAAUCAAUGGCAGAAAAUAUAGCAACAAGACUAGGAGAAUUUGUCUUCUUGAGGAUCAGGGUGAGUUUAUCGAUCAAUAAUCCUUUGAGGAAGAAGAUCAAGUUAAAUGUGGGGGGAGAAUUACUGGAGUUCCAAAUUAAGUAUGAAAAACUACCGCUAUUCUGUCAUUCAUGUGGACGAAUUGGGCAUAUCAAAACUAAGUGUCCCCAAUUAGCAGUUGAUCCAUAUGGGUUUGACCUGAGAACAGCCCCUCCUGGUCCAAGGAACUGGCUAUCACAUAGAGCCAGGAAGGAGGAAUCUGAGAUAUGGAGACAAUUGAGAAGGAAAUUCGAUAUGGAGAGUUCAGGAUCGAAUUCAGGAAAAGAGUCGCAAGCCCAACAUGAGGAAAAGCAGGCAGAAAUGGAGUUAAAUUCGAAACCAAAGGCAAAAGACCCUGCCCCCAUGGAUACAUGGCUGGAAACUGAAAACCAGUCCCCAACAGGGGAUGACAAGGAGCAGAGAGAAGAACCCCGAAAAGAAGCAAGAGAUUUGAACACCACUGAACAGGGAAUAAAGAAACAUGAAGCUCCAGUGAGAGUAGGAGCGAUAAAACUAUUCUCCCAAAAGGAGAGCCAUGAGAAAGGAACCAAUAGAGUCCCUGGGAGAGUCUGGAAGAGGCAGGAACAGAGACGAGGUAGGGAAAUAAACCAAGUGAAACUCACCCCUCAGAAGAGAACAAUGGCAGCAGAGGGGCAAGAGAGGGGCGAGAUGGAGGGAGGGGAAGCUUUCCAGAAGAAGGCACGGACACUGUCUUUUGAUCAUAUGGGAGUGAAUCCAAAAGACCAAGGAAAGGAAGCAAUGACUGAAGCUAAUGGACCUGAAAUAGCAGGGGAAACACAAAGCGGGAAGGAAACAACAAAUGAGAGGGAUACCACAAAAAUGGUUGGCGGAAUGGAGGCUCCUGAUAAGAAUCAGGACCGCCCAGCCCAAUGAGUGUAUUGAGCUACAACUGUCGUGGUUUGGGGAACCCCACGAUAGUUGCAAGAGUAGCUGCGCUACUCAAAGAGCAAGACCCCAGCAUAGUCUUCCUUAUGGAGACUAAGAAGCAAGAACACGAAUGGGAAGAGACUGUCAAACAACUCGGAUGGUCACAAGGGAAGGGUGUUGGAUCACAAGGUAGAGCAGGAGGGCUGCUGCUCUUAUGGAAAGAGGAAAUACAAGUGACUGUGAAAAACUUAACCCGGAAUUUCAUUGAUGUUUGGAUUAGUAAAGGGGCUGAAGGGAAUCAGUGGCGGUUUACAGGAGUCUAUGGGUGGCCUGAACAAGAAAAUAAGCCACAGACUUGGGAAAUGAUCAGAAGGCUGCAUGAGCAACAAAAUAUGCCCUGGCUGGUCUAUGGGAAUUUCAACCAAGUACUUAGCUAUGAAGAGAAGAAUGGAGUCAAUCCUCCAGAUAUCCAAAACAUGGAGGAAUUCCAAACAACGAUUGAUGAAUGUCAGUUAGAGGAUUUGGGAUAUUACGGGAAUAUGUUUACUUGGGAUAAUGGAAGGGUAGAUGAAACCUUCCUAGAAGAAAGACUUGAUAGAGCUUUAGCCAAUUCAGAGUGGAAGGAGUGGUUCCCUGAAGCUAGAGUGUGUUAUCUGGAUAGGUGGGUUUCUGACCAUCUACCAAUAAAAGUGGAGCUGAAUUUGCAGGAGGAGAGAGUCAGAUAGGGAUGGCAUUUUAAGUUUGAAGCUUAUUGGCAAACUCAUGAAGAGUGUUCUGCCAUCAUUGAAGCAGAAUGGAUAAAAGAUCCUGAUAAGCUUCUGGAGGAUAGGAUCAAGGAUUGUGAGAAAGCUUUGUUGGAAUGGAGCAAGAGGACUUUUGGUAGUCUAAGAGCUCGAAAAAGAGGAUUGAGAAGGUUUUGGCCAAGAUUGCUAAGCAAAGGAAGAACAAGUCAGUUCUACUGCAAAGAAGAGUGCUAGAAAAGGAACUAAACGAGGUCCUGCAUC